Messenger RNA from Schizosaccharomyces japonicus yFS275, 967 nucleotides. RefSeq names its product Der1-like family protein. Gene Ontology annotation, biological process: response to stress. Gene Ontology annotation, cellular component: endoplasmic reticulum membrane. Bases 96 to 803 code for a protein of 235 amino acids. The transcript has 3 exons. NCBI's taxonomy places the organism in Eukaryota, Fungi, Ascomycota, Schizosaccharomycetes, Schizosaccharomycetales, Schizosaccharomycetaceae. The record is from RefSeq and is a predicted model, not a curated record.
CGAGAUUAUAAACUCAUUACGAUUUCGAAGUGUGUACCCGGAAAUUCCAUUUACUAAGGUUUGUCUAUUCUUGUCACUACCUACCUCUUCCAACCAUGGCAAGCGACAGUUUCUUUACAAAACUGAAUGAAGCCCUAAGGAAGAUCCCACCGGUGACCCGUUACACGGUGCUAUGCAUGACGGGCGUCACCAUACUCAUUCUAUGUGAGCAACUAUCUGCUGGGUUAUUGUAUUUUGAGCCGAAACUUGUUUACAAGCAAAUACAAGUUUGGCGAAUAUUCACGACGUUUCUCUAUGCUGGAACGGGUUUCCCCUUUUUAAUGACGGUUUUUGCAUUUUAUCAAUACAGUUCCUCUCUAGAGAAUGUACUGUUCGCAGGAAAAAGCAAGGCUUACUUGAUUUAUCUCGUGCACCUCUGUGCAGCCAUAUGUCUCUGCGCUUCUAUUUUCUCUAACGGUUUCUACAUGUGUAAUGCUCUAUUGCUUGCAAUUACUUAUCGCUGGAGUUUAGUUUUCCCUGACCGGAUUGUACAAUUGUUAUUUGGAAUCCAGAUGCAAUCCCGCUAUUUGCCAUACGUAAUGUUACUCUUUUCCUUCCUUAGUAGGGGUCCCAGUGGCUUACUCAUUGAUCUUUACGGAAUUGCCGCUGUUUAUGCAUCAAAACCCCUCGAACGAAUGUAUGCUCCUCAACCCUUUCGUUACAGCAACCCAGCGCGUCCUUCCACUUCAGGAAGUACUACCCAGUCUCCUCCUUCGUUUACACAAAAUCGCUUUCAGGGUCGUGGACGCAAGCUUGGCAAUUGACGGAGGCAUUCAUCGUCUCUUUAAUGAAUCACGGACACACCAUCUCUUUUUCUUUUCUCUAAAAAUGAUAAUUUCAUGAAUGAAAAGGUUCUCAUCAACCAAUUUAGACCUAUCUCUGGCUUUUCUGAACAUGUUUUGCGCUACAAACUCAAGGUUAAAUUAAG